CGUGGCCUGCCCCUGAGCUGCUCUGUCACUUCCACAUUCUUUGACAUUUUUCCAUUCCUGAGUAACGCGUUGUCCACUCCCCUCGCUCCCUGCACUGGGACAGGCGCUGGUUUAAGAACAGCCAAAACCAGUUAUUCACUCUCAAUAAAAGUCACAUCCAGGACGGCUCUUCUGCUCGAAACCUGCAGGGACCUAGACUAACUUCUCCAACCAUCUGUCUGUAUAUAUAUUUCAGAGGGAUCCUUGAGCAAUGACGAUGACUCAAGAAAUCUUGAGCUCUCUGCACCUGGCAGAUAAGGUUUCUGCUUGGGGUACACUAGGCACCAUCAAACCUCUGAAGAACUUUGAACCUGAAACUGAUGUGGAGAAGAUUAGUGAAACGCUGGUGGAUAAAGGUAACGUGCAAACCAUCAUCGACACCGUGACAGGUCUUAACAACGACCAAAGACAAGAAGUGGUUCGCCUGUACAAGGCAGAAGAUCAGAAGGACUUGGUGGAGGACAUCAAGAAAGCUUUCUCAGGAGACCUGGAGAAGCUUAUGGUUGGGCUUCUGAAGACACCGGCUGCAUUUGAUGCCCAAGAACUAAAAUCAGCAAUGAAGGGUUUAGGUACCGAUGAAGAAACCCUGACAGAAAUCCUGUCCACUAGAUCCGGUGAUCAGCUCAGAGAGAUCCAGACAUGUUACCGGCAGGAAUAUAAAGUGGAUCUGGAGAAGGACAUCGCAUCGGACACCAAAGAGCCAUACACCGCUCUUCUCCUAGCGCUGGCCAAGGGCAAGAGAGAAAAGGAUUCUGGGAUAAUUGACUAUGACCUGAUUGAGCAGGAUUCAAAGAUUCUGAGUGAUCUGGGGCCGAAGAACACGGCCAACAGUGCCCAGUGGAUCACGAUUCUGACAGAACGGACCCACGGACACCUGAGGAGAGUGUUUGAUCACUUCAAGACAUCAACGUCCGUGGACAUAGAGGAACGCGUUAAGAAGAAUUUUAAAGGCGACUUCCAGAAAGGACUCCUGACGUUAGUGGCCGUCAUUAAGGACACUCCACUCUACUUUGCAGACAGACUGUACAAUGCAAUGAAGGGCCUGGGGACUAAUGAAAGCACUCUUAUACGUAUCCUGGUAUCUCGCAGUGAGGUCGAUUUACUGAGUAUCCGAGUGGCCUAUAGAAGGAAAUACGGGAAAUCCCUCUAUUCAUCCAUUCAGAGUGACACCAAGGGCAGUUAUCGCUCAGCGCUGCAGCAGCUGUGCCGGGCAGAAGAUAUAUAGAUGUCACCGCACUUAAUGACCAAGAGGACAGUAUGGCCGCCAUCUUUAUCAACCCUGGCUGUCCACUCCAGCGGGGUGACCUCUGACCCAGCAAUCUUCCCUCAUUUAUUAAAGGUAUCUUUCAUAAAC
Bufo bufo (common toad) is the source of this 1393-nucleotide messenger RNA. Its product is annotated as annexin A2-like. Gene Ontology annotation, cellular component: cytoplasm. The transcript has 12 exons. The coding region runs from base 251 to 1264 and encodes 337 amino acids. The record is from RefSeq and is a predicted model, not a curated record. Gene Ontology annotation, molecular function: cytoskeletal protein binding; calcium-dependent phospholipid binding; phospholipase inhibitor activity. NCBI's taxonomy places the organism in Eukaryota, Metazoa, Chordata, Amphibia, Anura, Bufonidae.